UAAUAAUGACAUAUCCGAAUACUUUCUAUGUAUGUCGGGUGUGCGUCAAGGAGAAAACCUUUCACCAUUACUGUUUUCAAUAUACUUAAAUGAUUUAGAAUCACAUCCCAUAUCACAUGACUGUGAUGGUGUUAAAGUAGAAUAUGUCGGUGAUAAUGGAAUAUUAUGUGCACAAUUAUUUCUUCUUCUAUAAGCAGAAGAUACUGUGUUAUUCGGACAAAACCCACUUUCUUUACAAUAUACUCUACAACAUGGAAACUGACUGUUAACAUAGAUAAAACAAAAAUUGUAAUUUUCGGUUCAGGUGUAGCAAGAAAAACGAAAUUAUCAUUUUAUUUUGGAGAUCAAGAACUCGAAAUCGUUGGUAUAAAUGUCUAGGUAUUCAAUUGAACAAAAACAUAAGAUUUAUCUAUGCUAUUAAAAGUUUAACUGCUACAAAAGCAUUUUUCGGGGGUUUUUCGUUUGGAGAGAGGAGCAGUGACAGUAGUGACUGGUAUCUGAUGGGUGCAAACAGGUGUCGAGUGGCUGUCUCAGAUGUCUCUAAUUUCGUAGCUCUAAAAAUCACGACGGCGAUAGAGACCGUGAUGUAGUUUGUCUCACAUUCCCUGAACCAUACAAGUAGAGAUUGCUGCAGAGUGUUAUAGUGCGCAAACUUGCUUAAUAAUUCAUAUCAAAAUAUAAAAAUAAUAUUCAAAAUUUAUAAAAUUAACUCACGUAUCUUUACAGUCAAAUCUCGGACAUCUCACAUACAUGGCAGUAACUCACUAAGGUUGUAAAAGCACGCCGCAAGACAUAAGUUAGACAAUAGAUGUCCGCUCGCAUUACAGUCACCGGCUGCGUGUCAAUUCCAGAUUGACACGCUGACCAAUAACAGUAAUCCCCGUGACAAGUCGGCGGUCAGUCUAAAAUGCCGACGGCUCAACUAAAACGCCAUGCUUUGUUUUUUUUAUUACCUUAUCCACAAUAGGUAGACAAUUAGUUAGGUAAUCUAUGAGAAUAUUGUAUCAACCCGGAACAACACAUGAAAUAGCAAAGGAAGUAAUUGUGACAAUAAAAUAAAAUAAUGUUUUCAAAACUAAACCAAUCAGAGUUUGCUAUGCGUCCCUCCACUAUAUAAGUAGGUGCAGGUUGACUACCAAGUCACACUGCACCUGAAUAAAUCUUGGAACGCUAGCAGCUCUGAUGUCAUCAUUUAUUCUCAAUUCUUCCAUUCUAUUUUAAGGAAAAAUUACCGUGAGACAGCACGUUCUCAGCUAGUGGAGAAUCAAAAGAUCCCAACCUUCAAAUGCGUGGCCAAAACAGAGGAGCUACUCCUACAGUGUUCCCCUACGGCCGGCGGACUACCCGUUCAAGCUCGGAAGGUGAAGACUCUACCCCAGCAAAUCCCCCAACCAUCCCCAUCAACGUUGAAGUUGCAGAUCUUCCUCGUGAACCAGACAACCAAGCUCCUACAAUGCCUACACUCCCUAUCUUCCUCGCUAAGUUCUCUGGUGGUUCCGGAGAGAGUUUUAAAGUAUGGGUACAGAGGCUAAAGGCAACAAUUAAAGCCAACAAAUUAGAUGACCUCAAUCAGAAACUACUUCUCCAUUCACAUUUGGAUGGCGAAGCAAAAGUGUUUUUUGACUCUCUCUCAGAAGACUUCGAGGGUACCCCUUUAACAGACUUCCUACAACUACUGGAAAACAGGUUUUCAACAUCAAAAUACUUUGAUACAUCAAUACUUGAGGUACAACAGGGAAAGACGGAAACAGUGGAUCAGUACCUCGACAGAGUCCAAAGACGCAUUCUGGGAGUCCAUAUCCAAAAGGACAUCCUUGUAUCCUACGUCAUUAAAGGCCUGUAUCCUUCAUACCAUCUGUGGGUGAGAGGUAAAGAUCCUCAAUCCCUGGACGAGAUUCGACAACAUGCUAAGUUUGUCGAACAACACCACACCAUAACCCCACCAGGAGCCUCUAAAGAAGAAGUGGAUAAUAUAGUGGUUUCAGCACUGGCAGUCCAUACAUAUCAACAGGACCGAUUAAACGAGCAACAAAAGCAUAAACAGUAUCACCUAUCUUCCCAAGGGCAGUACUACCGUCAAUACCAACCAUUCCCCCAAGAACAGGCCUACCAUCGCCAGUAUGACCAACGACAUCCCCUACAGUCAUCCUACAAUCAACGUCCCCAACAACAACGACGCCCACAGCUACCUUCCCAUCAAUGGCAAAAAGAACGCCCAGACUUCCAGGACAAGAGAGGCAACAGGCGAUAUAACAACAAACAGAUUGGACGCGAUGAUAGCUCCUGCGGUAAUUGUGGUAAGGUUGAAAAAUGUGUUCCCCAAAACACAUGCCCCUAUUAUAACUUUGUUUGUCAAAUGUGUAACGCGCAAGGCCAUCCCACCAAACUUUGUCCUAAGCAUAAUAACCAAUAG
Haliotis rufescens (red abalone) is the source of this 2413-nucleotide messenger RNA. RefSeq lists its product as uncharacterized. The coding region runs from base 1286 to 2413 and encodes 375 amino acids. The record is from RefSeq and is a predicted model, not a curated record. The transcript is spliced from 2 exons. NCBI's taxonomy places the organism in Eukaryota, Metazoa, Mollusca, Gastropoda, Lepetellida, Haliotidae.